Molecule: messenger RNA, 950 nt
Organism: Apis dorsata (giant honeybee)
Lineage: Eukaryota; Metazoa; Arthropoda; Insecta; Hymenoptera; Apidae
Product: repetitive proline-rich cell wall protein-like
Exons: 2
Coding region: 315-950 (211 amino acids)
Source: RefSeq, a predicted model, not a curated record
AGAGACGAAUGGAGCCGAUAGGACGCGGUGUGGUAAAUGACGAAUGUCCAACUACGACGACAUAACAGGGCUGCCCGCCCGAGGUGCAGAAUUUAUUCAGGAAAUACCGACAGCUUGCAUCAUAGGCUUGACCGACGACCGCUUUUUACUCCGCUUAAGGGUAUCGCAUUCGACUCGGGCGGGCAAGAAACGUGCCCUGUUUAAGUGGUAGCAAAAGUUUAUAAGACCGAGGGACACGCACGACGCGCUUUUAGUUUCGCAUUAGAACCGACGUUCGCCACGUGGAACAUCCGUCCAACGGAGGAUCCGAAAUCAUGUUCAGAUUACUGAUCCCGUGCCUGAUAUGGCUGUCGAGCGUUCGCUCGGAGACGAGCGUGAGCAUGCACAUGCCGGAGGGCAUGAUGGAGGACAAAGCGGCGAUGAAAAGGGAGUCGUACUAUAACCCGUGCCCUCCGACGUACGCGCACCCGAUCUCGUACUCGCCGCCACCGCAGAUUUACGUGAAACCGUACGUGCAGCAGGCCCCGUUACAGUACAUCCCGAAACCGAGCAUCACCUACGUGAAACCGUCUCCACCCCCCGUGAUCGUGCCGCCCGUCGUCAAGCCAGCCCCGGUAAUCGUGAAACCGAUCGCCCAGCCGAAAGUGGUUUACCCGAUCUACCAGAAACCCAUGAUAUCGUACGCGCCUAUCUACCAGAAGCCCGUCUACUACGCGCCCAUGUACCAGAAGCUCAUGUACCAGGCGCCCAAGGUUUACCUGAAGAAAUACGAAUUGCCUGCGAUCACCCAAGUGAUCGCCCAGAAACCGCAGGUCUCCUAUCCGAUCCAGUAUCACGAGCCGAAGGUGGUCCAAGUGCCCGCGCCCCAGAUCAAUUACGUGAAGCUCGCCCAACCGAUCGUCCAUUCCCCGCCUGUCUACCAAUCGGCCAUAAAACCGUACUGCCCCUAA